CACACACACACACACACGGUCACAUUGCAGUGUGUGAAAAUGCUCUGGUGUGGAUUGUUCCUGGCCCUGUGGCUCAGCAGCGUGCCGCUCUCAGCUCUUCCUUCUACCAGUAUGAAGAUCACUCCGGCUCUGCCCCUGCAGCUCCCUGACUCGAGUCAGCCUGCGGUCUGUCCGCUCUUCUGGACCGAGUUCGAUGGUUUUUGUUACCGUUUCUUCCCCCUGAACCGCACGUGGGCCGAGGCCGACCUGUACUGUGCAGAGUUCUCCAACGGUCACCGGUCAGGAAAACUGUCCUCCAUACACAGCUGGGAGGAGAACGUGUUCGUGUACGAUCUGGUGAACAGCCGUGUGCCAGGGAUACCGACAGAUAUCUGGAUCGGCCUGCACGACCGGAGACAGGAGGGCACCAUGGAGUGGACGGACGGAACACCGUAUGAGUUCAACUACUGGGAUGGGAACCAACCGGAUGACGGAAUCCACCGGAUCUCUGAGGAGGAGGACUGUGUGGAGAUCUGGUACAGACAGAACAGCGCGCUCAGGUCCUGGAAUGACAACAGCUGUGACAAAGCCUUUCCGUUUGUGUGUAAAAUCCCCAUGCUGGAGCACUAACGUCCUGCACUGAGCUCAUUACUUACACACACACACACACACACACACACACACACACACACACUUGACUGCUGAGAGCAAUGUUCAUCUGGGCUUCAUUUAAACUUGUGACUCAUUUCAUCACACACACAGGCUUGCAUAAGUAUUCACCCCCUUGACCUUUUCCUGGUUGUGUCGUGUUGUAAUCUGGAGCUGAAAUGAAAUUAAUCAGGAUUUUAGGUCAUGAAUCAACACAAAACACCCCGUAAUACUGAAUCAGCAUCAUUUGUGAAAAUGAUUUCCAAAUAAAAACAAUUACAAUUUGCAUAAGGUUGCAUAAGUAUUCACCGCCUUUACUGUGAAACCCCUAAAUGAGUUCGUGUGAGAAAGGGGUCACCUCCAGAUUUCACACCAUGAAUUAAACAGAGUUGACAUGUAUGCAGUUAAAGUGCCACAUUCUCACAAUGUAAAUAAACCGGCUCCUGUUCCUUGAAGAACCCAGAGUUUGUUAGAGAACAUACCAAAACAACAGCAUCAUGAAGAUCAAAACAAGUCUGGGACAAAGUUCUGGUUUGGUUUUAAAACUUUGAACAUCUCAGAGAGUCACGUUUAAUCCUUUGUUGGAAAAAAAAACAGUGAAAAUGCAGCAAAACCAAGACCCAGCAACCAAGAAGCUGAGCAUAACACUCAUAACUAUGCUCCCACCACCAUGUUUCACAGUAAGGUGAUGAGCGGCGUUUGGCUUCUGUCAAACAUAACACUUUGUGCCGAAGACAGAAAGUUCAUUCUCUUCAGACCAGAUAACCUUUUUUUCUGAAACAGGAUUUCAUUUGGAUUUCUUUGGGGGGGGUCCAAUAAUGACUUUCUUUUUGUCAGUCUUCCAUGAAGUCCAGCGCUGUGGAGUGUCCAGCCUGUGGAUGUCCUGUGAACAGCUUCUCCCAUCUGAGCUGUGGAACUCCGUCUAAGUUACACCCUGAAAACACCAUCCCCACUGUGAUGCACGCUGGUGGUAGCAUCAUGUUCAGAGUUACCCUUGGCCUUUUUGUUGCUUCCUGGACUUUUAGUUGAUGGUCUCCUCUGAGCAGAGUCAAGGCUCGGUCAUGUUCUUUCCAUUUUGUAAUAAUGGAUUUAAUUUCUCUGAGGUUUCUUCUUUAGUGUUUUGAUGUCAUGUGUGAUUGUCGCUGGGAGUUCUUAUUAAACUGGUCGUUCAGCUGGUCGGAAAGUCACUCACUCACACACACACACACACACACACACACACACACACACACACACAGCCUGUACUUGUUCUUUGCACAGAUGUUUGUCAGUGGUCUCCGCCCUUGCCCAGACGUCUGCUCCGUCAUUGUACAUGUGAUUUGAUUGUGAACACACAUGCUUCCUUACACAACUGUGUUCUCUCUCUCUCUCUCUCUCUCUCUCUCUCUCACACACACACACACACACACACACAUUAAUCUCUGUCUCUCUCCUCAAGCUUCUGCCUUAAAAUGUUUAUUUAGAAACUUGUAAGCAAAGUCGUCACAUCGCAAGUCACUGCUGUUACUGUAAAUGUUAUGAAGAGGUGCAACAAGAUGACAUCAUUAAAUAAAUGCCUGCCAAACACACACACACACACACACACACACACACACACACACACAGUCAUGGAGCGACUGGAAAACACUCAUCAUUUAUUCCAAACAUCACCUCAGCCAGUGUUUUGUAAUUCAGUACAGUAUAUACGCGUAUAGGUGUCUAUUUCCUCACGUAUCUCCUAAAUUAGGGCCCUAGAUAGGGCACAGAGUGCACACUUCUCUAAAAUAAGUGGGGGCAUAUUUUUAUUUGUAUUUAUGCAUAUUGUUAUCAAGGUAAGAUCCUGUGAUUUUGGGCGUGUCAGUUCUUUUCACAUUUUCACAUCAAUGUCAGCUUUAAGCUCCACCCACGUCAUGUCAUAUAUCCCCGAAAGGCGCGUUUUUGUGGCAUUAUAACAUCCACAUCAGUUUCCUUCAUAAACCACACAUUAAACCACAUCAAAAAAUUUUAACACAGUUUACCUCAGAAUAUUUUUUCUAUAUUUUAUAUUCAGAACAAAAAAAAAAGAAUCUCAGU
Messenger RNA from Neoarius graeffei (lesser salmon catfish), 2679 nucleotides. It is a transcript of the gene clec19a, whose product is annotated as C-type lectin domain containing 19A. Gene Ontology annotation, molecular function: signaling receptor activity. The transcript is spliced from 5 exons. NCBI's taxonomy places the organism in Eukaryota, Metazoa, Chordata, Actinopteri, Siluriformes, Ariidae. The coding region runs from base 40 to 609 and encodes 189 amino acids. The record is from RefSeq and is a predicted model, not a curated record.